AAACUUAUUAAAUAGACUGCGAUGUCUCAAUUUAAGAAAACAUUUGAUGGAACCAAACUGAAGACAAACCUGAAGCUGGCGAUAAAUCGACUCAAGCUUUUGGAGAAAAAGAAAACGGAGCAAAAUCUGAAGGCAAGAAAAGAGAUUUCAGAGUAUUUAGUUGCGUGUAAAAAUGACAGAGCUCGUGUGAGGGUGGAACAGAUAAUCCGAGAGGACUACUUGGUGGAGGCGCUGGAGAUGGUGGAGAUGAACUGUGAUCUACUUCUGGGAAGAAUCGGAAUCAUGGAAACAUGCUCCAACGAAGUGGUGCCUAUGGACCUGGAAGAGUGUUUGUCCAACAUUCUGUUCGCCGCGCCCAGAAUCUACCAGGAUAUCAACGAGAUGUCGGAGAUAUCGAAGCAGCUGCAGAGGAAAUUCAAAAAGGAAGCCUUUGCCCAGCUGCAGCAGAACUCCACGCGGAAAGCCAACCCGAAACUGGUCAACAGGCUCGACAUCAGACCCCCUGCAAAGUCCUUGGUUGAAGCUUACUUGGUGGAGAUAGCCGAGUCACACAAAGUUGACUUCAAACCAGACCCGCAUGCGCUGGAUGGUUCGGUGGAUCAACUCUCAUCGGCUGAUUUUCAAGCUAAUCAAAAUGGAGAUCUCAUAAACUUCGGACCCCAAGAUCACCAGCAACAGCCUUACCCUCACUCUAAUGGAGCCCCACCCAAGUCUGGACCCGGGUACCCUUCUAAUCCACAGUUUCCGAAUGCCCCUCAAAUGAACCCUAACUACCCGUCAUCUGCUGCAUCCCAACAGCAGCCUCCAAUGCCGAACCCAUACAAUAACCCGCCCAACCCCUACAAUGCCCCUCCCUCGGAUCCCAGUGCAAACGGAGUACCCCCGAAUGGUAGUCAGAAACCGCCGAGUUUCGAUCAGCAGCCACCAUACAGAACGUAUGGGUAUAUGCCCGAUGAAAACAAAAACGGAAUGCCACCGGCGUAUACGGCUAACGCUCAAAACCAACCAAAUGGUAGUGUUGGCAAUCAACCUGCAGCUCCACCCCCUGCUACUACGAAUGAUGCAAGUACUGCAAACGGAAACCUACAACAGUGGUCCAAUUUGGCCUUCGAGUUGCCACAAAUUCCUACUGAUCUGGGAGGCAACAGCAACAACUCUAACAACAACGAUGACAACACAAGCAGCGGAGGGGGAGGAGGACAAGGGGAGGCAACAGGGACUGAGGCUCCCGCUGCGUCUCUCGACAUGGACGACUUGGAAGCCAGGCUGAACAGACUGAAGGGACUGUGAUCUAUCUUAAUCUGUUCAUGCUGAUUGACGUGAAAUCUGAUUCAUUCAUAUCUUAACUAACGGGCAAUUCGAUAUUUAUUUGGGUUUUUGUCCAAAAAUGGUUCCAAUUUCAAUCGAAUUGUCCGAUGGGCGAUAACUGAAGUUUUCAUCUUUUAAAUUUCAGAAAUGUACACUAAAAAUUACUCGUAGUUUUAGAAACUUCCCCAUGUAAAAUUGAAAUGGAAUAAUUUAUUUUU
Molecule: messenger RNA, 1526 nt
Organism: Symsagittifera roscoffensis
Lineage: Eukaryota; Metazoa; Xenacoelomorpha; Acoela; Convolutidae
Product: IST1 homolog
Exons: 11
Coding region: 22-1290 (422 amino acids)
Biological process (GO): protein transport
Source: RefSeq, a predicted model, not a curated record